Messenger RNA from Trichogramma pretiosum, 3831 nucleotides. RefSeq lists its product as uncharacterized. NCBI's taxonomy places the organism in Eukaryota, Metazoa, Arthropoda, Insecta, Hymenoptera, Trichogrammatidae. The coding region runs from base 485 to 3136 and encodes 883 amino acids. The transcript has 12 exons. Gene Ontology annotation, molecular function: protein binding. The record is from RefSeq and is a predicted model, not a curated record.
AAUGUAACAUAUAUAUAUUGCAUUGCUGUCUACUUUCUUGUCUCGUAACUGCAGGUAGCAGUGUACACUGUACAACUAUGUGUAACUAAUAGUUGCAAUGGGCAUUGCUGCCUUUAUGCAGAUGGUGCGUUUCUGCUUCUCUUCGCAAUAGUAGAGCUAAAGGCAGCCUCAGUCCUCCUCUCCUUCGUGCCACGGACACAAAUUCCAAAAAAAGAGAAGAAUGCGUGUGUGUAAAUAAAAAGGAAGUGAAAGAAGAAAGACAGCGACAGGCCAUUGAACUGAGUUGAAAAAAAUAUCGGUGGAAGGCCUGGUAUAAGAAAGUAUUCGUCUAGUUAAGUGAAGUUUUGAGCAUAAUACGCAUUCGUUAGUUUGCUGAUACUACAAUAUAUAAUUUGGAAAGCUAGCGAGUAAUCAAACUGACGAAAUUAGUUGAAACUAUUGUCCUUCAGUCUCUUUUAAUAUGUGUAAAUAUUGAACGAAAAACAUGUCAAAAGCUUGUAACAUCGUCGUCGAGUGGCUGCACUCGCUGCAUCUGGGCGAAUACGCAGAAUCUUUUGUCGACAAUGGGUACGAUGAUCUCGAAAUUUGUAAACAAAUAAGAGAUCCCGAUCUCGAUGCUAUUGGCGUUUUGAAGCAAAGUCAUAGAUUGCGGCUAUUGCAAUCUGUGAAAAGAUUACGCGAAGAAGGAGCAGCUAGCGUAUACUUUACUCUCGAAGAGACAACCGCUUGUUUAGAAAAACAAUCCAACAGUGAUAAAGACAGCACGACGUCUGCCCUUGUUACCCCGACCGAGAGUAACACGCCCGAUAUUCAUUUUGCUCCGAAUCGUUCAACUAGACAAAGUGGAAAAUUUCUUGAUGAAUAUGAAGAGGGAAAGGCUGAACUUGUUCGUAUACCUAAAAUGCAGUUGCGACUUAUAUUGCAAGAAAAACUACGCUCUGAUGGCAUCCACCUGACAUCUCAACCUUACACUACUCCAGAUGGUCAACGUGGAUAUUUAGAGGGACUGGCUUCGAGAUAUGCAGAUAGUCUCAAAACUCACUAUAAAGAUGUUCUUGAACCUCUUGAAGAAUUGAGACGACAUGAAAUUAAUUUAUCUUUGAGAAUGUCUUACAUGAAAUUUCCUUCAAGUUAUUCUCAAACUCUUUAUGUUCCUGGGAAAUAUUCACCUUCCAGUUGUUUGAGUGACAGAGAAGAAGAUGAGAUUUAUGGAUUUGGAUACGGGGUUUAUGGCAGACAACUUUUACAACAAAGACAACAAAAACUUGCCCUUGCCACGCAGAAUUAUCAAAGCAAUGAUUUACUAAAACCGCAAUUGCCAAGUCAACAUAGCUGUUUAAGUCCAAGGUCUGCAUUUUUCUAUGAAUUUCCCCCCAAUGAACAAGGACACAAUUCUAGCAAAAAGAAAAUGACUUUUUCAAGAAUAUUAAGAGGACUUAAAACUAAUAAAAAAGAUAAACAUGGACACAUACACAGUUCUCCUAGAUUAAAUGCAUCUAAACUGGGAGUUCCACAAAGGAUCUUGAGAGAUAUUCGUAGAGGUUUGAUGCAGUUUGGUAGAGAUUCACAUGACCCUUAUGAUGAUACAUACAUGUAUGAUGAAGAACUCAAGGUCAAAGAAUUUCAAAAGUUGGAAACUGGCGGUCAAGGUGACAUCCAACAUUGGUAUGAUGAACCUCCUUAUGAAUCUGAUCCGGAAGAUUUUCUCAUGAGUUACAAUAGCGAAGAUUUAAAUAAAAGCUGCGCUGCAAGCAACAGGGGUUGCAAUACAUUGGGUACUUACUUGAAGAAACAAGACGAAGGCAUUAUUUCUUUGAGAACUGCUGGUGACAUAAGCUUGCCAAAAGAAAGAGAUAGGAUAACUUGUUCUAGCAGGCGUGGACUCAUUCUACCUCAAGGAAAUAAUAUAAUGCCCACUGUUAUCCCAUUAAAACACUCGAGAACUUGCCGUGAGAGUGGCGAGUAUACAAGCGAUUUGCAAAGUCGAAGUAGUGACGAAGAAAAUCGAGAUUCACCAAGAAGUCAAAGUACCGAUUACGAAGAUCCAGAAGUAUCUCAAUUCCAGUCCAAAGUUUGGCAGGCCCGACAACAAUCUGACUUGGUUGCAAUGACACCAGGUCAAAUGACCAAUUAUGGAGCUAAAAAUCUCAAAGGUUUCAAUACCGAUUGCUGCAAAAGUGUGCCCGUGACUAGCACGAUUGCUGGACGAGCUCGAACUCUCCGUAAGGACGUUCAACGCAAGAUUUCUCGACUCAAGCAGCAAAGAGGAUCAUUUGGCGAUUCUGCCUUCCCGUGUAGUGCAAGUAGUAUUGAAAGCUUGCCCAGUGGUAGCGGUUCGAGUAGCACACAAGCUUUAGUACGCGCUGGAAGUAACCACAGCUCUGUUUCGUACGAGGACCGUGAACCAAUCAGUCCUCAUCAAGGAGAAAUACAAUGUGCCAAUGCCUCGACUACCUCAUUGAGCCGAUACAAACCUCCGCAUGUAUUAUGUAGAGCUCGCGCUCUCGUUGAUUGCCUGCCUAAUCCUUACGAUAAAGAUGCUUUAGCAUUCAAGAAAGGUGAAGUAAUCGAAGUUGUACAGAUGAAUGCCAGUGGAUCUUGGAGAGGAAUUGCUCACAAUCGCUUGGGACAUUUUAAAUUCAUUAACGUGGAAAUUUUAAAUGAACGUCCGCAAGUAGUAGCCAAAAAACGUUGGAGUAAUAAGUACAAACAAAAGCCGGGUUCCGUACCCGAGCUUUUACAAAGAAUGCAACUUCAGGACUAUAUUUCAGUCUUUUUAUUAAAUGGAUAUGAAGAUCUCGAACUGUUUCGUGAAUUAGAGCCGGCCGAUUUAGAUUAUUUGCGUAUUCAACACCCUGAACACCGAGCCAAAAUUUUAACAGCAGUUCAAUUAAUCAACGAUUUACAAUAUAGCGAAGGAGAGGAAGUCUGGGGUUCCAAUCCCGAAAUUGAAGAUACAGUGGGACUCGAAUUUGGAGUAUCUCGCUUGAACAUUGGCUUUGAAAAAUUCCAGGCCGAAAAUAAUCUUAACGUUAAAACUUUAGAUAAUCAACCGAGUGAAUUCCAAAUCAACGUUCCGCUGGGACAACCAAUUCCUGCCAAUGAAACUAAUUACACUGCCACACUUAACCAAUAGUUCUUUUAUUCGAUGACUUAUUUUGCCGUCCUUACUUGUUUCUGUCGACAAGUUGCUUUUGUGAUAUAUAUAUUUGUGUAUAUAAAAAACUAACAGUUUCAAUGUCAAUCAUGCAUAGUUAUCAUAAUAGUUACAUUUUUAUGUAUUAAAUAAUAUAUACAUAGACUCGAAAACUGUGGAAUAACGUGUUGAUCAAAUACUCGACGAUAAUUAUUUCUACAAUUAUCUAGUCACCGGAACGCUCGAAAACUCUAAAUCAUUUUUCACUUGAUCAUAGUAGUGUAUUCACUUGUUCUAUAAUGGAUAAUAUACAUUUUACUAAAAUUGUACAUUCAGAAGUAGUUUGUACUUAUGUAUUAACCGUAACUAUGUUGAUGUGCGCAAUCAAUUUUCAACGUAAAGUUUUACGUUUUUAUACAGAAAUUUUUGUACUUUCAGUAUUAGAUAUUCGAAAACUUUUUAUGUUUUUACCUACAGUCAUGAAUAAAGAUUUUGAAUACAUAAUAUGUAUAAUAAAAUAUAUAUAUUAUAGAAAUCAUCAUGAUGCUUACAUAUUAACUCAGUGUACAAUUCAAUUGCAAACUCGAUCAAUAAGUAGACUGGUCUAUUAUAAUUAUUAUAUUUAUAAAUAGAAAUAGAUUUAGGUAUGUAUAAGUAACUCUUGGUACCUACAGUGAUGUAAAUUUCCGAAAAUG